AUGUUUGGGCACAAGUCAGCGCAAGCUAGUUUUGAGGCUACCAAGAAGUAUGUGAACUGUAUGAUGGCACCUGGGCAACAUGUUCGUGAUCAUUUUAUUAAGAUGAUGAACUACUUCCAAGAAGCUAAGUUGCAUGGAGAAACAGUAGAUGAGAAGACUCAAGUUGGAAUCAUUCUCAACAGGCUUGCACCUAGUUUCCUUACGUUCACCAUGAACUAUUUUCUUAACAAGUUGUACUAUGGAGUGACUCAGUUAUUGAAUGAGCUCCAGAUGUAUGAAGGAAUAAAUAAUGGACCGAGUAAAGGACAGGAGAAGAAGGCUGCUAUUACCGGGGGUGCUCAAGGUGAGGCUAACCUAGCCUCUUACUCAAAGAGCAAGAAGAGAAGGGCAAGGAAGGACAAAAAGAAAGCUAAGAAGCAAGCAGCUGGAAAAGGCGCCAGCAAAUGA
Molecule: messenger RNA, 447 nt
Organism: Humulus lupulus (European hop)
Lineage: Eukaryota; Viridiplantae; Streptophyta; Magnoliopsida; Rosales; Cannabaceae
Exons: 1
Coding region: 1-447 (148 amino acids)
Source: RefSeq, a predicted model, not a curated record